UCUUAUGGCUGAAUUCUCCUAUUGCUGAGAUGGGACCUAAGAGAAGGAAGCCCAUUCCUGAAGAGGCUUUAGCUUUUAUUCAUCGAGUUGCCUGUAUGCAGAUGAACCUCAGUGAUGCUUAUAUGUUCUUGGCUUGCUUGUACAGUGAUGACACGACAAUGACUAGUUUUGGAGCAUAUUCUCAGGACAAGGCUUCAAUGAAAUGGUCCUGUGCCAAAAACAUCCUGGCAUACAUCACCGAAAGAGGUAAUAAGGUCUGCAUUCCGGAAAUUCAGAGGCCUGAAAUAGACACCCACAGCUGCCUCCAGUGUGCGAUGGCUAUUCUAAACAUGGAAAACGAAUUAACCGAGAUCCUGCACGACCUGCAAGAUGUCGCCUUAACUGUUAAAGAUAAUACUACAAUAACAUUUACAAAAGAGUUGAUAUAUAGUCAGAGAAGGAAUGAAGACCGUUUGGCAUGGGAAAUUGUUGAGCUGAAGAGGAAAGAAGAACUGGCUCAGAAGGAGAAUGAUAAAAAUAAAAGGCGUUUGAAAGGCACUCGAAAGAAGCCAAGGAGAUGACCAAGUGAUAGCGAGUAGGACAAGCCUUUCUAUUGCAGGCCCUAGAUCAGCAAGUUAAUGUCUUGUCAUUUCCCUUGCCUGAAGAAUGCUUUUCUUUUCAUCUUUCUAGUUCUCAUUGAUGAAAAAUAAAU
Molecule: messenger RNA, 691 nt
Organism: Mus caroli (Ryukyu mouse)
Lineage: Eukaryota; Metazoa; Chordata; Mammalia; Rodentia; Muridae
Source: RefSeq, a predicted model, not a curated record